AUGGCACAGAAUUCCGAUUGCAGUGAUGCUGUUCUCUCCGCAAACAUAAGAUCUCGCUUGUACGAACUUUUUGGCCUAAUAGAAAAGGAGUUCGAAGCGCUAUACAUUGAAAAUCUUACUCUGCGAUCAAAAAUCGAGGAACUGACCGAUGGAGGCGCGAUUCCGGCAGAAAAGGCCGCAGAGUUGUUGUUCACCGGCAACUCGAAUGACUUGGUCGUGAACAAAGCUUUCGGCGCCAAAAAAGGCAGUCAAAUGGGUCAGAAGAUCAAAACCGCGUUUCGAGUUCCACAGGGCAAAAAUCUGGUGUCCAGUUUCAAAGCUGGCGUCGUCGGUGGCGAUACGGGACGCAUCCGGUUUUGCCGAACCUUCAUUGGUCAUCGCGAUGGCGUUUGGCACGUGGACGUCCGGAAGUCGAUGCUGUGCUCUGCUUCGACCGAUCAAACAGCGAAGAUUUGGUCGAUCGACACCGGCUUAUGCAUUUGCAAGUACGUUGGACACAGUGGUUCUGUCAACUGCUGUCGCUUCCAUCCGUCGCUGUACAACAAUACCGAGCUGUUGGUAGUUACAGCAAGCGGUGAUCAGUCGGCUCACAUAUGGAAAACGCCGUCGCUGCAGUUAUCCGCUCCCGUGCAAAGCCAGCUGCUUUCUCCCGCUCCUCAUCAUUCUUCAGAGGAUGAGGUAGAAAAUUCAGAGAAGGAGGAGAAUAAUGACGGUGAGCUAGUGUUUAUUCACAGCAUUGAUAUUGUAGAAAACGAAUCGUCGUUGACCAUAAAGUCACCGGUCUUGCGACUAACUGGUCACACUGCGCCGGUGGUGGCCGUCGAUUGGUUGGCCACCGAUAACCAGAUCAUCACAGCGUCGUGGGAUAGAACGGCGCUGAUCUACGACGCGGAGCGCGGCGAAAUCCUCAACAUUCUUACCGGCCACGAUCAGGAACUAAAUUACUGCUGUGCGCACGCGUCUCAAAAACUCGUCGUUACGUCCAGCAAAGACACGACGUUUCGGUUGUGGGAUUUUCGCGAGUGUAUCCACUCGGUGGCUGUGUUUCAGGGGCAUUCGAAUUCCGUAACGAGUGCCAUCUUCUCAAGCGGUGACAAGAUCAUUUCCGGAAGCGAUGACAGGACGGUGAAGGUGUGGGAUUUUCGGAACAUGAGAACCGCUCUGGCGACCAUCAGGACCGACUCGGCCGUGAAUCGUCUUUCGUUGUCGAAGACGAACAGUUUGAUCGCCAUUCCUACCGACAACCGCCAGAUCAAGGUUUGCGACUUGACCGGCAUCCGGAUUACACGAGUUCCCGUUUCGAGCAGACGAGGACACCGCCGAAUGGUAUGUUGUGCCGCUUGGGCGGACGAAACCGCAUCUUGCAACUUAAUAUCAUGUGGAUUCGACCGACAAGUGCUAGGUUGGACCGUAACAGUCAAUCAGUACAAAGAAAAGGAUUAG
Molecule: messenger RNA, 1443 nt
Organism: Soboliphyme baturini
Lineage: Eukaryota; Metazoa; Nematoda; Enoplea; Dioctophymatida; Soboliphymatidae
Source: the annotation of a GenBank genome assembly